CCCAGUUGAACCAGAGUUUGAAUACCACAGCUCCCUGCCCUCAUCAUGGCUCCAGUUCUUUUCAAUAUCAGAACGGUCGACAGCGCUGGAACAGAUAAAUUAGAGAGCCGCAUCACUUUGGACGAGAAGAUUGACGAUGGCAAGGCUACUCUUGACACUAUUCGGCAGCUUUUGGUGAAGCAAAAGUUGGAUUCGGCCAAGGUGCGACUUGCAUUCUGUGGAAAGGACGGUGCUCGUGUUGGCGAUGACUUUAAAUGGAGCAUUUACAAAGCCCUUGUCGAGGACGAUGAGACAGAGGGAGGUACUGCAAAGAAAGAGAAGACAAACUCCAGAAUCCAAACACAUGAUGUGUACUUUGAGCUGCCCAAAGAAAACGAAACAGAGGAGAAGACACUGAGCAAGCAGGCUCAGGCCGUGCUGGACGGCAAGCUGGACAUGGAUCUGGUGCAAAACAAACCAGCUCUGAUUACCGCGACGCUGAAAGAGCUGGCUAGUACCUACGAGCACAACAAAUUCAAGGCUGCCAGUGGUGGUGCUGUCGUAACUGCCGGCUCCAUGUCCGAGAAUGACUGGGACGUUGUCCUGCGCCACACCCACUACCUGAACGGCUAUCGGAUGGUCUUUUCCAAGCUUGAAAACGGCACAAAGCAGUUCAAGAGAAUUGAUAAAGCCCCAUAUGCCGCUUUCACCAUCCGUCCUCGGAAGAUUUUCAGCUCUGAAAAGGCCGAUAAAUCCAUCAAUGUCGAGGCCGAGUACCGCAUCCCGCGCUAUAUUGUCACGGAUGAUUCGUAUGUCAAUGUGUUUGAGACGGCGAGUUCGCUCUCGGAAAGUGUUGCAUCCAGCUCUUUCUCCCAGACGGACAUUGAGGCCUCAGCUGGUGGAAGUCUCUUCGGGGCAAGCAUGUCUGUCAAGGCUGGCUUUAGCCAAAACGACAGCGAAGCCGUGGCGACGGCGAAGUCGAGCUCAUCCAGGUCGAUGAACAUCACAUAUAACUUCCCCCGCGCUGUGCUGUACCUGGACAACAGAAGCUUGGAGUUGACCGAGGAAUGCAAGGUGGCCCUCGAAGGAAUCAAGGAUGAAGAGACCCUGAUCCAAUUCCACCAUGACUUUGGCCACUUCUUCGCGACCAACGUCGAGCUGGGUGGGAAGCUGUUUGCCUCGGAAAAGUUCACCUCGGCCGAAUCGUCCAAGGCAGAGGAAAAGGCGAAUGCAAUGAAGGUCAGCGCCGCUGCCUCGUUCUCUUACGGCGCCUUCGAAGCCAAUGUGAGCGCGAGCCACGAGACGCAGAAAAACAGCGCCAAAUCCGGUUCAAGAAGCAGCAUGAGCAACAGCCUUACUUGGGAGGCUCGUGGUGGCGAUACCAUCCUUUGCAAUGACCCCCCCAACUGGUGCCCGACUGUCAAGCCAUCGGCCAAUUGGAGAGUUAUCAACCAACGAGAUGUGAUUCCCAUGGCGGACUUUAUCGGCACCUUCCCCGACUACAAGCACGUCCCGGCCGAUGUCGACCGAAUCAGGCAGAAAACGAAGACCAUCACGGCCUGCAAAUUCCGGCUCAAGGCCAACGUCCACGACGGAGUGGACUAUGAUGAAUACUACGGAGUACGCAAGGAUAAGGACGAGCAGCGACUGAAGCCGUUCCUGCACAAGUACAGAAAUGAAAUCCUUCAAUGUGACAAUGACGAGGUCGCCGAAAGGACUCUCGCCAACGUUGCCCGUUCUCCGCACCUGGCAUAUCCGGCGAUCAAAUUCUACCAGGCGCUGGAAUCUCGCAUCAAAGGCGCUGGGUUUACGGAUAACUUCCAAGAAUACGUCGGCAUUGAUAAACUCAACAAGCGCGGCGGAGGGUGCAACUUUGAGGUUGAAGUUGCCACGUUGUCAGACGAAGUACCAAGGCUCAAACUCAACGUCCCCUACUUGAUCCGCGCCCACGAUGAGACGCACGACACCUUCCUUGCCGCCGACACAGCCGGCAGUUAUGGUGACCGGUUCUUUGGGUACCUGUACUAUGCGCGCAAGGCCCGCGCCAGCAAGUUCAUGUUCCGCAAGGUGGGAGCACGAAGCCAACAGGGCAUCAUUACCAACGAUAUGGAGGUGGAGCUGACGCUGUGCGAUGAAUCGGGAAACCCUUAUGCGAGAGUGCAGCGCUUCGAGGGCGACGCUUCCACUCUGGUGGUCAGCAAGUAUGGGGUGGAGCGUGACUUCACAGAGACCCAUAAUGCCACAUUCCAAUACAACUAGUGUAGGUUCCUUGAUCUAUCACAUAUCUGCUAGAAUAUAUGGAGAUCGUUCCGGGCUAAACCACACAAUCGGUUAUUAUUCCACCACUACCACGCAUGUAUUUCAUUUUUGUCUCAUUGCUGUCACACCAUCCAGGUAUUUCGAAUGGAUAUUGGUGACUAUAUAGACCAGCAGAUAGACAGAAAUUGUCUGAAUGAGAAGCAUAGAGAGAGCCUUAUUUAUUUAUUUAUUUAUAUUUUUUAUCAUUUGAAUGAAUGGCAU
Molecule: messenger RNA, 2499 nt
Organism: Aspergillus wentii DTO 134E9
Lineage: Eukaryota; Fungi; Ascomycota; Eurotiomycetes; Eurotiales; Aspergillaceae
Exons: 12
Coding region: 46-2238 (730 amino acids)
Source: RefSeq, a predicted model, not a curated record